AUGCCAGCAAAUUUACUGGCUCAACAGCUUGAAUCCUUUUUGAAAGGAUCAUCGAAUAUUACUCGAGAGGAAUUUUAUAAACCAGAUAAUACGAGUUGUAAUUUUACAACAGCUUUUUCAACAAUGGGCUUUCAUCGGAAAAUGAUGAAUGAAUAUUUGGCGUCAAACUUUUUGGCCAAACAAAUCUUAACGGAGUUUCCAUUGGAUAAUGUUCAGCCGAUAGAAAGACGAAUUGGGUCACCAUCAAGUAAUUCAACGGAUGAUACAAUAAGUUCGAAUAAGAGUAACCAUCAUCGUCAAGGGAAAUAUAUUCAGAAUGAAAUGCUUGAAGAUCCUGGUUCGGCUAGUUAUCGCAGUUGGUUGGAUAAAACAACGACCCUGGAGGACAUUCAACGUCAGUUAACAGACAAUACCAAUAACCCAGUCGCCGAUUUCAAGCCUUUACAGCAGGGAACUAACCCUAAUAGAAAAAGCAUUGAAAGUGAAGAUGAAGAUGAAGAGGACUUUGAUGAAGGUGAUAUUACCGGAUAUGCUUAUAGUGGAGGGGCAGCAGUUGACCCUGUUCCCAACUAUCCAAAUGUCCUACCACCACCACGUCAUCAUCUACCCUUCGAUGCUACCAACAAUGUACAACUCAUUCAACCAGCUUUACCCACUGCUGGCAGUAAAAAUGGCUACUAUCCCCCAAGUGGACAAGAAAAUAGCUACGAGCACGGCUACGGCGGCGGCCAAACUCAUCAGGUUCAGGCGCAACCUAUAAAAACAAUCAGCAAAGAAAUUGGUCUGAAAGAUAUCUUGGAUAUAGCCCUCACAACGCUGGCGUUUUUGUCCUUUGGAAUGUUUAUUCUUCAAGUUUUGAUGUGCAUAACAAUGAAUAAAGAAGAUACCAGUAGCAUGAUGAUGAUGCCAAUGGAAGCUACAGAAAAUGUCAAUAUGAUGAAUCCAAACAAUGAAGCUACAGAAGAGAUUCGAAGACGCAAAAGAAGUUCCCCAGAAAAUCAAAGAAUGCAAAUGAUGAAUGAACUAUCCCGUCGUGUUUUGCAUUCAAUUGAUGCAGUUUUAAUAAUGCCAAAAGAUGAUGGACGAUGUCAGUAUCAUUCAUUGUGUGAAAUCAAUAAAUUUGCUCGUCAACAGAAAAACGGUCAAAAAAUUUGGAUACCCAUGUGGAGUUUGGGAAUCAGCUGGUUCUCGUCCAAGAUGGUGUCAGCAAAUUCAACAACCACUAAUCCCAUUUUGCAAAGUUUGAAGGCAGCUGUUGUUGGAUUAGGUAAUGGUGACUGCAAUAAAAUUUACCGCAGCUGUCAAAUGGAAAUUAUUGCAGAUGAACGAAAGAAAAUGGCAAUGCGAAUAAAAAAACGAGAUUUAAGGGACCAUGUUGACCAGAAAAAUAUAAAUUCAUAA
This is a messenger RNA of Episyrphus balteatus (marmalade hoverfly), 1401 nucleotides long. RefSeq lists its product as uncharacterized. The transcript has 7 exons. NCBI's taxonomy places the organism in Eukaryota, Metazoa, Arthropoda, Insecta, Diptera, Syrphidae. The record is from RefSeq and is a predicted model, not a curated record. The coding region runs from base 1 to 1401 and encodes 466 amino acids.